Molecule: messenger RNA, 690 nt
Organism: Enterospora canceri
Lineage: Eukaryota; Fungi; Microsporidia; Enterocytozoonidae
Source: the annotation of a GenBank genome assembly
AUGUUGCUAUUUGUUAUCAUUGGAAUUGCUUUGGCUCAUUUAAGAAGAGAUGAGCCAAGAGGAAACCCACUGUACUUCAGGAAUACGGUCAAAAAGAGUAUUUCAUGUACCAGGUGUGUUCCAAAGAUAUGCAAUUUGGACACGAAUAACUUGGAUACAAUAGUAUUGGACUUGGAUCACACUCUUGUACACAGUGUGAGACAUAGAGACAUGAUGGAUGCAUGCGAGUGCCCUAAAGUGCAGAAUAUACAGGUAACUGAUACUCGUAUCAUUUUUAUUAGACCAAUGGCAGUAGCAUUUCUAAAGGAAUUGAGGAGAUUGAACCUGAAUAUCAUUCUAUUCACUCUGGGAAGUGAUGAAUACGUGAGUCAAGUACUGGAUAGUGCAAAUAUAAGAGAUUUCUUCAGCAGAAUUUACACCAGAAGACAGGCAUUCAGGUUCAAUACACAAUAUUGUAUAAAAUGCAUCAAAGACUGUGAUAUUUUGGGGGAUAUCGGGGAUUACCUGAUUGUAGAUGACAAUUUGGCGUAUUUUGGUAACCAAAAUGAGUCUGUAAUGAAGAUGAAGAGAUUCAGCAUGUACAAUACAGAAGAUUGCGACCUAAUGGCUGCAUUGGCCGUCAUAAAUGACAUCAAAAGUGGCAAAAUAUCCAAAAGAGAGGGACUGAGACUGUUCAAUGGUAGAAACUAA